AUGGAUCCUGGCCGCCAGGCAAUGAUUGACGGCCGAAGGUCUCCCAUUCGCCGCAAUGUCACAUCUGCCCGCGUCGACGCGAACAACCGAAUCUCGAAAUCCACGAAACCAGGACCCUCCAAGACGGCUCAACAUGCAACCCAGUAUCUCACAGCAGAAGAACAAUCGAGAAAGUUUGUAGCGGACGAGGAUAAAUUCGUGCUGAAGCAGUCCAAGAAGAAGGCGGACAUUCGGGUGCGCGAGGGGCGAGCAAAACCAAUCGACCGCCUGGCCUUCAAUCUGCGUUAUAUUGACGAGGAACGAGAUGUUUUCGAUGACGAUGAAGGAGAUAUAGAUAUUGAGCUCGAUUCGCCUGAAGCGACAGUACAGGGGCUGACCUUGACUCAACUUCAAGAACUCGAAUCGGAUAUUUCGUCAUAUCACAUUCUUGAGACGGACAGACGAAACCGACAAUACUGGGAAGCUUUGCGUACAAUCUGCGCCGACUUCAAGUCGAAAAUUGAUACGAAUAGCCGAGAUGGGCGUGUAGUAAAGAGCGUCGUGGACGAUAUCGAUCGCAUUCUCGGCCCAAAAUCGUAUGACGAGUUGGAGGCUCUGGAGAAGCAAAUCAAGGCCAAGUUACGGUCCGACGAAAACAUUGACACCGACUACUGGGAACAGUUGUUGCAUCAUCUUUUGGUCUGGAAAUCCAAGGCCACUUUGGCGCGAAUCUAUGAUGAAAUCAAAGAUAAGCGGGCCGAAAGGUUGAAAGCACGAGGACCGGUAGCGCGGCGGCAACAGGACCCAACAUCGAUUCCGAGUCCAGUUGUCCAUUCCGACUUGCCGCGUUCUCCUCAGCCUGGGGCGAGUGAAGAUGCUUCCAACGUUACCAACGCCCUUUACAACCGAGAAGCCGCAAAGGGUGUCUCUGAGAAUGAAGAGAUUUUCAAUGCGGAAGAACAAGUGCCUGCUCGUUCAAAGCCUCAAUGGGCAGGCAUAUACAAAGCCCGCAAGCCAAGGUAUUUUAACAGAGUUCAGAUGGGAUACGAAUGGAACAAGUACAACCAAACCCAUUACGACCACGACAAUCCCCCCCCGAAAGUCGUUCAAGGAUACAAGUUUAAUAUAUUCUAUCCCGAUCUUGUUGAUAAAACGAAAGCACCGACUUUCAAGAUUAUCCGCGAGCAUGGGAGGAGGAGAGGAGAGUCUUUCGCAGCGGCUGGUGAGACCGAUACAUGUCUGAUUCUAUUCAUAGCGGGACCGCCUUACGAGGACAUCGCCUUUCGAAUUGUGGACAGAGAAUGGGAUUAUAGUGCAAAGAGGGAUCGUGGAUUCAAGAGUUCGUUUGAAAAGGGUAUCUUGCAACUGCACUUUCAAUUCAAGAAGAUAUUCUAUCGCAAGUAG
Molecule: messenger RNA, 1383 nt
Organism: Metarhizium album ARSEF 1941
Lineage: Eukaryota; Fungi; Ascomycota; Sordariomycetes; Hypocreales; Clavicipitaceae
Product: Cactin, domain protein
Exons: 3
Coding region: 1-1383 (460 amino acids)
Biological process (GO): mRNA cis splicing, via spliceosome
Cellular component (GO): cytoplasm; spliceosomal complex
Molecular function (GO): protein binding
Source: RefSeq, a predicted model, not a curated record